AUGGCGGGAGGGGCUGUGACCCUGGAGGACUCAAUCCAUCCUCCUGGGGGCAGUGCAGCUUUGCUCCAGACCCUGCUCAAGGCUCUGAAGGGGCACUUUGUCGACUGGCACCGAGAGCAGCUGAUCCAGCGAGUCUCCAAUGUGGAAGCUGUGUGCAGGAAAAUGCUGAGCACUGAGCAAUGCCGGAGCAUUGUAACUGACCCACUGAAGAUGUGGAAGCUGUACAAGAUAGUGCCGAGCUGGAACACAUGGCAAAAGAACCGGCUCUACCAGGCACUGAAGAAGACAAACCGAGCUCUUGUUGAGGAAUUGGAAGGGAAAUGUUUUGUUGACCGGCACCGAGAACAGCUGAUCCAGCGUGUCUCCCAAGUCAACAAAGUCCUGAAUUUUCUCCAUGGGAAGGUGCUGAACAGGAAGCAAUACCAGAACAUCAGAACUAAAACAAUGAACCCAGAGAUAAUGUGGAGGCUAGUUCACCUCCCAAGGGCAGGCUCGUUCCGUUGCUCUGAAACUGAACUGGGGUUUGAGGUGAUAGCAGCCGUGACCAUCCAAUAUGGAUACGACUCCUGGGAUCGGCGUCUGAGCACAUCUGAGAAGCAGCAAUGGAUGGUGUCCAGCCCUUUGUUCAACAUCAGGGUAGAACCAGCUAGGGCCAUGGCAGCCGUUCACCUCCCACACUUCCUGUGCCUCGCAGCAGCAGAGGUUGACAUUUCUCAGCUUCAAGUGGCCCAUUUUGCUGAUUGGGGGAUGACCCUGGAAAGUCCAACAUGGGUGAGGCCGUUCCACGCCGUGCUGGAGAACCCCAGCUUCUCUCCAAUUGGACUGCUUUGGAAACAGAUCUAUUCUAAGCUAUUUCCUCCAAUACAUACCCUGGUGCUGCUUUAUCGGUCCAGCAGGGCUGCAGACAUAACCCUCCACCUCUACUUGAUACCCAGUGAUCUCUCACUAGCACAGGCAAUUGAGGACAAUGAAAUGAAGUACCAGUCAAUAAGGGUGCGCAAGCCUUCUAAAAGCAAGCCCCUAUACUUCGGCUCUUGUUCUUUUGUAUCCAGUCCCUCAAAAAUAGAAGUGACACCUAAGGAGUUGGAGUUCUCCAAUAUGGCAGUUCAUCCCCUGGAUCCAGACAUGGAAAUCUACACCAAAGACUUGGGGGGCAAAUUGGAGCUCAGCCUGGUGGAGAAGAAAACGCAGCAACAGAUCUGGGAGACAACUGUGAGAGCAGGGGAUGUGAAGCUUCCUGGCUCCACCCCAACACGAGCAGGAAACAUCCAAGACAAGAUGGCUAAGACCUUGAGAGAUGCCCUGCAGGAGACUUUGGAUGAGCUGGACAGCAAAAAUGUCAAACGAUUCAAGUCCAGAUUGAACAAUAUGGAGCUAGCAGAGGGGUACAAGAGAAUCCCCAAUGGGAUGCUGGAGGAGACUGACACUCUGGCUGUGUGUGACCUGCUGGUGCAGUACUACAAGAUGGAAGGGGCUGUUGAGGUGGCUAUUCAAGCCCUAAAGGGAAUCAACCAGAAUGAGCUGGCAGGAAAGCUUGAGACGGACACCAGGAGAAUUCCAGCUGGCACUGAUUCCAUAUGCAGCCGUUUUUCUGCAGUGGAGUUGGGAUCGCCCAUCUGAAGACGAGCGCACGCCCGACAGAACUGAACUGAUCACAGCUGGUGCAGCGAGGUCUCUCUGUUUAUCUGAAGAAACGUUAGCGAGAUUCAGUAUGAGCCUUUCCGUGCACCAAAUGGCCAAUUACAACAGCAUGCCCCUGCGGAAGCAGAAGUCGCAUAUCACCACAGCACAGCUCCUUGGGCUGACCCCGGAGCAGGAAUCUAUUUCCCAGGCAGGAAUUCCUUUGCUGAUCACGGUAUUAACCAUUAUAAACUGAAAGAACUAAUUGAUCCAGGGGAAGAGGGCUGGAAGGCUUGGACUUUUACUUUCUGGUAAUGAAGAACAUUAGGGGAGCAGCAUUGUGAAAACAGCGGCGAUGGUGGCUUAUUUUAGGAGAGAUUAGAAAGUAAACUGAGGCAGCGGCAGGCCUGAAGCCAGACAGAGUAAGUCCCUGUCUGGAGUGGCUCAUGACCGUGAACCAGAUGCUUUAAACUGGUGUUCUAGAAUUAGAUUUUACCAAGCCAGUAACAAAUGUGAACUCCUGGAUCACCAUAAGAGUCUUACCAUGGAGUCCCAGACAGUCCCCUUAGUCUCUCCAGUCUGUCUUGCCACCCAGGCAAACGUGACUUAGUGAUAAAUGAUCAUUUACACCAAAGAUCAGACAAUAUUCUGGUUGCUUUCAGUCCCAACAGACUAGGCCUUUACUCCAGCUCAAUUGGUACCCUAGAUCUUACACCAAAAACAACGCCUGUAACCAGUCCUGUAAUAAGCUAUCUACAGUUUUAUUAACUAGGAAAGAGAAGUAAGAGCUAAUUACAGGUUAAAGAAAGCAAACAUAUACACACCAAUGAGUUACCAUCUAAAUCCUAAGAGUGACAGAGUUGUAGUGAGUGACUAUUCCAAGUGUCUUUCAGGGCAGACCCAUGAGGUAGCCACUGGGGAUCUCUGGCUUCAGUUUGGUUUCUCUGGCCCUUUGAGAAUUCAGACAUCAAAGAGAUGAAAAAAUCUUCAUGCCACCUGUUUUUAUUUCUGUUUUACAGCAGAUGGGAGGGGGCCUUCUGCACAUACUUCUCCAUGAGUGGAUGGAGCAAUUAACAAAGCUUUUGUCUUGUAGGGGCCCACCUAAAUUCUGAUAGCCCUCCUGGAUGGGCGUGGUGGGUACGGGGGUUCAGGGGGACACUUCCUGUGCCUGAUUUCACAAGUUCAGAGAAAACAUUUUCAAAGUUAUAAAGCAAAACUUGCAUAGUGUCUUGUAGCCUGGAAUACAGACUUUACAAGUGAGAUUAAUGCGUGCAGCCUCCUCUAUGCAAAUAAGCCCCGGCCCCAUCCCCUGGGGCUAACGAGGACCCAGGUGGCCCCGGGGUGGGAGGGGCACUGGAAAUGUCCCUGGGGUGACCUGACACAUGGGAUCCGGGGGUUGUGUGUCUCAGAUUGAAUGCCCCUUCCUGGCCACCCACUAGGGCAGCUGUGAGGGGGAUCCAAGCCUCUGUACUCUCGAUCCCCUGGGGUGCAUUAAACUUUUGGGACCUGAAUGGAGUUCUGCCACUGCCCCAAUCUCGGGCCCCCUAGGCCAGUGGCUCUCAACCUUUCCAGACUACUGUACCCCUUUCAAAAGUCUGAUUCGUCUUGUGUACCCCCAAGUUAUACCUCACUUAAAAACUUACAAAAUGAGACAUA
Molecule: messenger RNA, 3276 nt
Organism: Dermochelys coriacea (leatherback sea turtle)
Lineage: Eukaryota; Metazoa; Chordata; Testudines; Dermochelyidae
Product: NACHT, LRR and PYD domains-containing protein 1-like
Exons: 10
Coding region: 1-1620 (539 amino acids)
Biological process (GO): regulation of apoptotic process; innate immune response; inflammatory response
Cellular component (GO): canonical inflammasome complex
Source: RefSeq, a predicted model, not a curated record